AUGUCUGCUCCACCGAAGACGCUGACUUUCAGCGAAAUGAAAGCACAUGAUAGUGAGAAAGACUGCUGGAUAGCAGUGCACUCGAAGAUUUACAAUAUUACCGAGUACAUACCAUCUCACCCUGGAGGUUCUGAGAUCAUACUCAGAUACGCAGGGACCGAUGCAACUGCCGCAUACGAUGAGAUUCAUGCUCCACAAAUUAUCGAAGAGACCCUAGCACCCGAAAAGCAAAUCGGCCUGCUUGACCAGUCUGAGGUGGUCAUUCUCCCUGAGGACCAGAAGUCCGAUAUCAAGCAAAUUGAACGCAAGACUGACGGAACGAUGUCUGGGGAUACCCUUCCGAAGCCGGAGUUGCACCAAUUGAUCUCUGUUGAGGACUUUGAGCGGGUCGCUGAGAGGACUCUGACUCCAAAGGGAUGGGCUUUCUAUUCAUCUGCCGCAGCCGAUCUUGUCACUCAUCGCAACAACAAGAAUUACUUCAGGCGAAUCAUGCUCCGGCCGAGAGUGAUGCGAAACGUAAGCAAAGCGAACACUCUUUGCAACAUCUUAGGCUUUCCAAGCUCAGCGCCCUUCUUCGUCAGCCCCGCUGCCAUGGCCAAAUUGGCUGACAAGGACGGUGAGCUGACGCUAGCGAGGGGUUGCGCAAGGGAAGGCUUAACACAAUGCAUCUCUAACAACGCGUCGUUCCCCUUGCAAUCUAUCGUAGAGGCGGGCGAAACGGCUCAAGUCUUCUUUUUCCAGCUGUAUGUAAAUGCAGAACGGGAAAAGACCACGCAACUCUUGCACAAAGCCCGUGAUCUGGGUGUAAAGGCGAUUUUUGUCACCGUCGACGCACCGAUACCGGGCAAGCGUGAAGCUGACGAGCGAUUGGCAGCGGACACUGGCAUGUCAUCUGCUAUUAGUGGCUCUCGAGCGUCCAAUGAUAAGAAAGGAGGUGGUAUGGGGAGAUUGAUGGGCCAGUAUAUCGACAAGUCACUCAGCUGGGAGGAUAUUCCCUGGAUUAAGGAGACCUCGCAAUUGCCGGUCGUGAUCAAGGGAAUACAGUGCGCUGCAGACGCACGAUUGGCUGCCGACUAUGGCUGUCAAGGAAUUUUCGUUAGCAAUCACGGGGGCAGGCAGCUGGACACAGCGCCGCCGUCGAUUUUGACACUGCUUGAGCUGCACGCCAUUUGUCCAGACGUCUUCGAGAAGUUGGAGGUGUAUGUAGACGGUGGUAUCACUCGCGGCAGCGAUAUUCUGAAAGCGCUAUGUCUGGGAGCGACUGCCGUCGGAAUCGGAAGACCGUUUUUGUAUUCCUUAAUCUACGGGCUGGAGGGAGUCGAGCAUCUCAGCCAGCUCCUUAAAGAUGAGCUAGAGACGAGUAUGCGCCUUUGCGGGGUUACAGACCUUAGCCAGGUAAGCCCAGCAUUGGUGAAUACGAUGGAGAUCGACCACCUGGUGCCAAGGCAGGAAAAGCAUCCCUGGAUCACAUGGAGACAGAGGGCAAAGCUGUGA
Molecule: messenger RNA, 1494 nt
Organism: Bacidia gigantensis
Lineage: Eukaryota; Fungi; Ascomycota; Lecanoromycetes; Lecanorales; Ramalinaceae
Exons: 2
Coding region: 1-1494 (497 amino acids)
Molecular function (GO): heme binding; oxidoreductase activity
Source: RefSeq, a predicted model, not a curated record